AUGGACUCCUACUCCUACGGAUCCAAGAAGGCCCAGGCUGCCUACUACUCGCCUUCCUCCUCGUCUUCUCACUACUACGCCUCGUCCGCAGCGACGGCCUCAUCCAUGAAGCCCACCCGGGGCUACGGCACGAAGCCGGGCUCGCAACCGCCCAAGAUUACCCAGGGCGGCCAGACCUACGACUCGACUUCUCGCGGCGACAACACGGGCUACUGGAAAUAA
Lasiodiplodia theobromae is the source of this 222-nucleotide messenger RNA. RefSeq lists its product as uncharacterized. NCBI's taxonomy places the organism in Eukaryota, Fungi, Ascomycota, Dothideomycetes, Botryosphaeriales, Botryosphaeriaceae. The coding region runs from base 1 to 222 and encodes 73 amino acids. The record is from RefSeq and is a predicted model, not a curated record. The transcript has a single exon.